AUGGCUCAAGCCGACGCUAUAGAGUACGAAAAGAGGAAGAACAUCGAUAUGCUCGAGUCCCUCUCCGAUUCCGACUCCCUAGGCUUCGACGAGAAGGCCACGAAGCGCCUAGUUAGGAAGAUCGACUGGGUAUUGCUUCCGUUCCUGGCACUGCUCUUUCUCCUCAGCUUCUUGGACCGCACCAAUAUCGGAAAUGCUCGUCUCGCCGGCAUUGAAAAGGAUUUAGGAAUAAAGGGUCUCGACUAUAAGAUCGCCCUUCAAUCCCGCAUUCCCAGAACGCUUUUAGCUCUCUAA
Messenger RNA from Coniosporium apollinis CBS 100218, 294 nucleotides. RefSeq lists its product as uncharacterized. Bases 1 to 294 code for a protein of 97 amino acids. The record is from RefSeq and is a predicted model, not a curated record. NCBI's taxonomy places the organism in Eukaryota, Fungi, Ascomycota, Dothideomycetes. Gene Ontology annotation, cellular component: membrane. Gene Ontology annotation, molecular function: transmembrane transporter activity. The transcript has 2 exons.